Camelina sativa (false flax) is the source of this 825-nucleotide messenger RNA. Its product is annotated as putative WRKY transcription factor 45. Gene Ontology annotation, biological process: regulation of DNA-templated transcription. NCBI's taxonomy places the organism in Eukaryota, Viridiplantae, Streptophyta, Magnoliopsida, Brassicales, Brassicaceae. The record is from RefSeq and is a predicted model, not a curated record. Gene Ontology annotation, molecular function: sequence-specific DNA binding; DNA-binding transcription factor activity.
UUUUUCUGAUGGAUCCGCUAAUGUAGCCAUUUUCCAUCCAUCUCACUUCUCUGGCAUCUUCGUUGCCGUCUACGUCUCUACCUCUCUUUGCCUUUCACACAGACACAUAUAUACCCACACAGGGCAUGUGUGUGUACUUUUUGGAGAUUUUUCAAGUUCCCACCAUAAACGCAUAGGGAAGUAGGAAAUGGAGGAUAGGUAUCAAAUGUUCUUUCCAUGUUCAUCAUCGGUGACCAAGGUUGACAACUCUGCACAGUGUGGAGCUCAGCCGACAGCAUCAUCAUCAUCGACACACCAGAACAUCAACACUAAUGAAGAAGACAAACCCAAGAGUAAGAUGAAAAAAGAGAGAGAACCUAAGUUUUCCUUUCAGACAAGAAGCCAGGUUGAUAUUCUCGAUGAUGGAUACAGGUGGAGGAAGUACGGCCAAAAAGCUGUCAAGAACAAUAUAUUUCCCAGGAGUUAUUAUAAGUGCACACAAGAAGGAUGUAGAGUGAAGAAGCAAGUGCAGAGGUUAUUAGGAGACGAAGGAGUGGUGGUUACAACUUACCAAGGUGUUCAUACCCAUCCUGUUGAUAAACCCUCUGAUAAUUUCCACCACAUCUUGACCCAAAUGCACAUCUUCCCUUCCUUUUAGUUACUUUUGCUCUUUUGCAUUUCUUAUAUAAUACUACGUACCGCAUAAAUCUUCGGUCCAUAUAUGAUUAGUAGGGGUUGAUGAAUGAUGAAUUAGUAGAGGAACGGGAUGUAAUAAUCAAAAAAGUUGGGAAAGAAUGCUAAACUCAAGUGUUAAGACCAUUACUUUAAAACUAGCAUUAACAUAUA